CAAAGAGGGUGGGGAGAUGCAGUGUUCGGAAGGCGAUAGGUGCCCUUCUCUAUCAAUCCCAGCCAAAGCCACUCUCUAUUGGGCUCGCCGGGCAGGGGAAAAAAGCUUAAGGCGGGAAUUGCGCGUCCGAGGAGAGGCUAUAUAAAAGCCGGACAAAGGCAGCAGCGAGGCCGUUUUUACCUCAGCGCCUGCCGCCAUCUUGUUCCUUCGGACGCCCUGAGGCGAAGAAAAGCGGCGGCGCUGCCCGGUUCUAUCCCCAACCGCCACCAUUUUUGCCAUGUCGAGAGACCGCUUCCGUAGCCGCGGAGGCGGCGGAGGCGGAGGCUUUCACCGGCGCGGGGGCGUCGGAGGCCGGGGAGGCCUCCCGGGCAACCAUGACUUCCGUUCCCCGCCGCCAGCCAUCGGUGGCGCGAUGGGCCAGCCCCGCGGCGGCGGCGGCCAUCACCACCUCGGCGGCGGCCUGGGAGGCCCCCCCAAGCCGGAGCCCGCCAAGCCGCCCAGCUCGGCCUCCACCCCGCCCUCCUCCGCGGCCCCUUCCGUCCAAACCGGACCGCCGCCUUCUGUGGUGGGUCCGGUCCAGAACCAGGUCGCCGCGCCGCCUCCGGCCUCUUCCGCAGCCUCCUCCGUCGCCACCACGCCCAGCUCGGCCUCUGCUCCGGCGGCCUCUUCUGGGCUCCAGAGCGGCGUUCGGAGCGUGGAGCAGCAGCCGCCGCCGCCGCCGCUUCCGCCGCCAAGCCAAAGCCCCAGCUUGGGGGGCUCCAAGAAAGGACCCGGCCAGUCGCCUGGAGGAGGAGGAGGUGGCCUAAAAGGAGGACCCGGAGGCUCCCAGCCAGGAGGGGGCCCCAAAGGCGGAGGGGGCCCCGGGCAGCACCGCGGCGGCGACAGGCGGAGCGGGCAAGGCCAGCAUCAGCACCCUUCGCAACAGCAGCAGCAGCAACAACUGCAACAGCAGAAGCAACAGCAGCAGCAACAACAACAAGGCUCGGGCGGGGAGAAGAUGUCCGACGCAGAGGGCUUUAAAGCCAAUCUGUCGCUUUUGAGGCGUCCUGGAGAGAAGACCUACACUCAGCGUUGCCGUCUCUUUGUUGGGAACCUGCCUGCUGAUAUCACAGAGGAGGAAUUUAAGAGGUUAUUUGCUAAAUAUGGUGAACCCGGUGAAGUUUUUAUCAACAAGGGGAAAGGCUUUGGCUUUAUUAAACUGGAAUCCCGAGCUCUGGCUGAGAUUGCAAAAGCAGAACUUGAUGAUACUCCUAUGAGAGGAAGGCAGCUCCGUGUGCGUUUUGCCACACAUGCUGCUGCACUUUCUGUGCGUAAUCUUUCCCCGUAUGUAUCCAACGAAUUGCUUGAGGAAGCCUUCUCUCAAUUUGGCCCGAUUGAAAGAGCUAUUGUGAUUGUAGAUGAUCGUGGCAGAUCAACAGGAAAAGGGAUUGUUGAAUUUGCAUCCAAGCCUGCAGCACGAAAAGCCUUUGAACGUUGCACCGAAGGAGUCUUUUUGCUGACAACUACCCCCAGGCCAGUUAUUGUGGAGCCACUUGAACAACUGGAUGAUGAAGAUGGUCUUCCAGAAAAGCUAGCUCAGAAGAAUCCGAUGUAUCAGAAGGAGCGAGAGACUCCUCCACGCUUUGCCCAGCCUGGAAGUUUUGAAUAUGAAUACUCUCAGCGGUGGAAAUCUUUGGAUGAAAUGGAGAAACAGCAGAGAGAUCAGGUGGAGAAGAAUAUGAAAGAUGCCAAGGACAAGCUGGAAAGCGAAAUGGAAGAUGCUUAUCAUGAGCAUCAAGCAAACCUCUUACGUCAAGAUCUCAUGAGGCGACAAGAAGAACUGAGGCGUAUGGAAGAACUUCACAAUCAAGAAAUGCAGAAACGCAAGGAAAUACAGCUGAGGCAGGAAGAAGAGCGCCGUAGGCGAGAAGAGGAAAUGAUGAUCCGUCAGCGUGAGAUGGAAGAACAAAUGAGAAGGCAGAGGGAAGAAAGUUACAGUAGAAUGGGUUACAUGGACCCUGUAAGUCAGGGCUGGAAGAAUCCCAGUAAUCUAGCUGCCCAGAGGGAGAGAGACAUGAGAAUGGGUGGAACCAGCACAAUGAACAUGGGAGAUCCCUAUGGUACAACUGCUCAGAAAUUUCCACCUAUAGGGGGUGGGACAGGCCUUGGCUAUGAAACCAGUCCUGGAGUUGGACAAGCAUCUAUGAGUGGCUCGAUGAUGGGAAGCGAUAUGCGCCCUGAGCGAUUUGGGCAGGGAGGUGCGGGGCCUGUAGGUGGCCAGGGCCCUAGAGGAAUGGGGCCUGGAACUCCAGCAGCUUAUGGGAGAGGGAGAGAAGAAUAUGAAGGCCCAAACAAAAAGCCCCGAUUUUAGAUGUGACCUGUAGACUUUCAUUCCAGUUUGUUUUUGUUUUGUCUUGUUUAGACACUACUUUUUUUAAUUCUUGCAUUUUAGUAAGAAAGCUACGUUUUUAUUAAUGUUAGAAACUUAAUGACCUAGGAUUUGUAAGUGGUCUGGGCAAAAAAAAUCUAAUUAUGUAAUGCAGUGUUCAAAACUUAGCUUUUUGAUGUAUAACAUCCCUACCUUGAUGGCAGUGUACCAUGUGCCAUUUGAAUUCCCAAGUGUAAACUUUUUUUACUGUGCUUAAAAUAAAUAGACUAAAUGUAGUAAUGAUUCUUAUCCUAAACUUGCUGUUUGCGGUUCCAAGUAUACAAGGUGACGAUGCCGCACCUUCCAACAUUCAAUGCAGUGCUUGAAAAUGACUUCUAUAUGGCACAAUGUGGCUUAAAGGCUGCCAUGUCAUAAAAGGUCUAAUUGAAGUAUUUGCCUAUCAACAUGCAAUAUUGGUACCUAAUUAGGUCUGAUGGUGCACAAACAUUACAGGUUUAAGUCUCUCCCUCACAAUAUUCCUCUAGUAUUAGUUGUCCAGAAGUUGUAGGAUACUUAUUCCAUGAUCUUGAUGUUAGGACUUUCUGGCUUUAAUUGCCUUGUAUAUUAAAGUUGAAAACACAAACUUUACUUGCCUUACAAAAUGGUUCAGUGGGGCAACAUUCAGUUGAUGUGGUUGAAUGAGUUAGUCUUCAGCCCUGCAGUAAGAUGGUGGGAGAUGGGGAAUGUGUUGGCAAACACCUGGCAGUGUUGGUUGCUGGGUAUCUUAAAGAGCAUCUCUAUUUUGAGUUCUACAAGUCAUAGCAUAGCUGGACUCCUUUUAAAGGAUUGCUCAGUGUGAUAUUUCCCCUAAAAUGGCUCAACAUAAAAGACCUGCUUGGCCUAGUUCAGAGUUGACACUUAACCAAAAUGAUUUGGCAAAAAGCACCAUUUACAGAAGGGAACUUGUAUUUUAUAACUGUAUCAUCAUUUGGAAAAUGAAGUGCAGAAAUGGAAGUAUCCUUUGAAACUUUUGGGACUAAAAGAAAAAUGUGUAGUGUUCUGUGCUGUAGUAGCUUGCCUGAUAAACCUGACACUUGAAAGCCUAAAUACAGCUAAAUUUGUGUAAAUUUUGUACCUAGGGCCACAUAGCACAAACUUGCAUUUAAACUGGUGUGGGGGUGGGGGUGGACUUUUCUUAACUUCAAAACACAUGUAUGAAUUAAAGGUGUCUUGGAUUCUACCAUAAUGGGCACCUGAACUUCUGGGAGCAGAGUUUCCCAGUGUAAAAGGUGUGGGUUGAUGACUUAAAUCAACCUGUUUGGAGAUUGUUUGCAUUUAAUUCUAGAUGCAUUUUCACUAUUCUAUAUUACAUAGCUUCUAAUCCUUGAAAUAUUUUUUUGUUUUGGGGAUGAAUUGGACUGUUUGUAAAUAGUUUGCAACUUGUGUGGACAAAACCUAGGUACUAGGUUGUCAUUAAGCACUCUGGUGAUGCAAACUCAUAGCACAAAACUCUGUGCUAAAUGAACAGCUUAAGUGCAAGAAUGCUGGUAAGCCGUUGAUUGGUCAAGGCUGCUGGGCAAUUACUUAUAAUUUGGUGUUGUAAUUUGAGCUACAUUCACAGAAUCUUUCAAGAAGCUAGACUUGCAACCAGCUGCUAUUUGAAUUAUAGGGAAAAUGCAAUUGUGUGUUCACUGAAAAUCUGUAAAGAAUCCCUUGUAUAAAAUCCAGAAAACUGGAUCAUUUUAAAGGGGUGUUCAUAGAACACCUACUGUAGGGACUUCUGAGAUUGACAGGGGUGGGGCCUACGGACAUGGACACUAAUUUUCAGUUUAUUUUUCAGAUUACAUGCCAUUUUUCCUUAGGAUGCUGGCACUUAUCCUAAACCAUGCUCUUUUGUAGUACUGUAAUCUUGAAGAGUGAAGGAGGCUGAUGGACCCAUUACCUUCCUAAGGUUCAUCUCUGGUUUCAUUCCGUUUAAAACUAGGCUGACUUUAAAUCUGGAAGAAAUAGUGAGAGUUUCAGUAGAGUCAUAUGUCUCUUCUGUCCAGUGCGAUUAGCUGCACACACUUAAAACACCUAUAUAGUUGUCUGACUAUAAAGCACAAUAAGAAGGCUAGUCCCCAGGUAUUCGCACAUUCAUAUAGGUUAAAAUUGAGAUGGGUGGCAAACUUUCUGAUCCCAGUACUGUGGUUUGAAGGGCUUUCACUGAAUUUGGAUGUUUAGUUGGUAGCUUUUUCCAACUGGAUUAUCAAUGUUUGUUCCCAAGCAAGUUUAGGCUAUGUGCUGGUGCGUGUCGAGCAGAAAAGGGUCUACUCCACUUCUGCGUGCCCACUAAGCUAUUUAGCACCCCUCUAAAAGCCCCCUUCUGUACAAAUGCCAGCAUUUCCCCCAUGUUUUCACACAACUUUAUAAUUAGCAAUUGCUACUCCCCAGCAUGUUAUAAACUCAUCUUUGUCAGUGAUAAUGAAAAACUGAAUUUGUUCUGUGCGUAUUUUGUGGCAUCUUGUCUUUAAAAAAUAUGGGCAUCUCUGUGGCAACCACUUUAAGGUGGCAUGCUUUUUUCUGGAGUUUUGCGACUGCAAUUUGACACUGUUUAAAAGUAGUGGCCUGCUACGUAACGGCACUUAGACAGCAUUUCCGCAGUGCAUAACUGUGAGGAACGUAGUACCACAAGUGGCAAUGGACAUUAGGACCCGGAUGUAGUAUUCCUGCUUGCUCCGAGAUUCUCAUUGUCGCCUGCAUACAGGUAGGUAAAAAGCACUAUAAAUCUAACUUGGUGACUUUCUGUGUAAACUUGCUGUGGGGGUACUCUGGCAUCACACUCCUGACCAUGGAAUUUCAGUGCAGCACUAUUCAUACUGUGUAUGAUACUUAGAUUUUGAGGCCUAACCUGCAGUCAGCAUUAGGCAAACUAACGAUGAUGCUGAGAUGUGUGCCUCAGACCCGUGAUUUCUUCAUACAUAUGACUGACUUCAAUCUUUACUGUGUGCCAAAGACAUCCUUAGAGCUUGGUGGGAAGGGAAAGGGAGUGCAAUCUGUAAAUAACUGCUCAAAGUGCUGUUUGAUCAUAGAAAUAAGUACUCAAAUAUAUAUAUUAGACUGGCAAAAAACUUCAUAGCCCUUUCUUGGCUAAACAAAUUCAUUGGUAAUUUGCCCUGGGUGAUGGCUGUGCUAAGCUUGAAGGCUGGGGAGUAGUUCUUGUAACUUUAGUGGUCAGUGAUACAAUGUGCUUGGGUGGUUGUGGGAUGAUGGCUGUGACACUUGUUCAAAUGGUACACCGAAGAAUCAAGAGCUCCUACUUCUCAUGUUCCAUGAGAAAUCUUACCAAAAGGUGUAUCUUAUUCUUGCUGGUGAAAAUACAUAAUGGGGUUACAUACCUAAUGUGUAUUGCCCUCCAGGUCUGUUGGCUGUAUUGUGCUAGUUAGUUCAGCAUUUCACGUCUUGAUGUUUCAUCUGAUCUGGGUCUUGGCCAUUGCACAAGAAACUGGUUCAGUGGGAAAGGUUUUUCUGAUGGUAUUAGCAAUAUUUUACUUUGUAUACUUAGGGCUGAAGUGUACUUCUGUCAAAGUAGGAUGCUGUAUUUCAUGCAAAGGGGUUUACUAAUGAGCAGGAUUCAAAAGUGAAUCUUAUGAAUAAUUACUGGAUAAACCAGUUCUAUCCUUUGUAUUUUAAUUUGCAAGAGAUGUGUGUUUGAAAUCCUGUUGGUAUGAACAGCAUGUGCACUGUAAGUCUAGUCAAUGCCCAAACAUAAGCCAGUGAUAAAGCUAGUGAAAACAGCUCUGCCAUGACCUUGGGGAUGGGGUGGUGUGGUGUGGGGAAUAAUAGCUAUAUGGUUGCUGUGCAACUACAUUUACAAAUACGUCCCAAUCACAGUAUUCAGUUUUGACCAAUAUACUAAGGAUUUACUUGAUGUGUGGGAUUAUGGCAAGCUUCUUUCUCUGCAUAAGUUAUUUUUCACUUAAGAGCAGAUGAGUUGGAAUAAGGCCAUGGGGCUAUAUACUUAACUGCAGUGAUAAACAGGAAUAUAGUAGAUAAUCUCAAAGGCAAUAACUCUUGUCUGCUUAAACACCACUUUGUGUAAGUGGCAUGAGAAAUAACUUAAGUGCUUGCAUUGUGUUCCAUUUUUUACUGUGUAUAUUUUUGUCCUAUGAAUAUUUGGAUUUCUUGUAAAAGCUGACUUCAAAAGCUCAGAAGUGUGGUGCCAGAAUACAUUAUGCGUAAUCUGCUAGGCUCUCGGUUCCGAUAACUGGUGCUGUCAGGAGAGAAGCACUUCAUAACUUUGUGGGGGAGGGAGGCAUGAAUACACUGAGUGUGCAAAGCUUCUAUUGGCUGCAGUUUCCUCCCAAAAAAUGGCUUAACAAAGUCCUGAGACUAGCUCUGUACCCAAGCAACAAGGGGGCUGAAUGUCUGCUAAUGUUUGCCAGCUGAUCAGGAAGGCCUGUGGUCACUUUAAACAAAGCCCAACAUGAAGAGAUUGUGCUUUUUUAGGUUUGUUUGGACCUUUGGUUGUUUUCCACCAUCACAGCUAGCAAGGUUGGAAUUACAGGUCAGUUGCAGAUCUGUCUCUAUGCCACUUGAUGGGCUGGGUGGGAGUGGAGAAAUGGGAGGAUCGACCUUCUCUCCCUCUGUCACUGCAAAUAGAUGAGGGAUUGUUAUCGUAGCAUGUGCCUUUGGAAGCCCAUGGUGAUAUAUACAAAUCCCCAUCUGAUGAUUACGGCAUUGAACAUCAGUACAAUAUAAGAUGUGGGAAGGGAUGGCUGCAAGUGAAUAGCUAGUGAUGGAAAAACAUAAUUUGUGCUGUUAUAUCCUAUUCUUUCCGUUGGCAAAAGUACUAAGCCAAGAUGUGGACUUCAGGAAACUGGCACAUUGGCUGCCUUGGCAGUAUCUUUAACUGGAGGGCCAUUAAGAGUUGCAAGUGGAAAGGUGGUCCUUUCCCUCACUCUCUGCCCUUAAUGAGGCUUUCAGGAAAGGAACUUGGAGCACAGAGGGACAAAACUUAGUGGCUAACACAACCUCCUGUCUGUAUUGUAAAAAGUUCAGGGGACUGACCUUCAAUUAGUUCACAGGUUGAUUUGCUUCAGUGGGAGGGGUGUGUGACAGCAAUUCAGAGAGGCAAUCGAGUAGUUGAAUGCACAUAAGGUAUAAUAUGCCUCUGGCUGCAAAUAUCCUUAUGUUUAGCUUGGAAGUUGAGGAUUAAGAAGACAUUAAGACUAGCUGCAUUGGUUCACUAUCCUGCGUUUCAGUCUUUUUUUUUUUUUUUUUGCUAUAAAGCAUUCAGCUUCUCCUACUUGUGCCCCAUUCGACUUCCCAACAACUGUAUUUGCAGAAUUUGUAAACUCCCCUCAGUUUACCAAUCCAUAGGUUAACUCUUGUUUAAAUUUAUUUCAUUUUCAGAAACACUGUAAUCUGCAUUCCCUUACUAACUUUAGUUCUUAUUCUUUAGGUGAAGGCAAUACCAGCAGGAUGAAACUAGAGUGCUGUUCUACAUAAGAACUCAAGCCAGUAAUGUCAGCCGUUGAAUGGUGGAAGCAUGUGAGAGCCCCCUAUACGCUGAUCGGGAGGUAGCAGCUGAUCCAGAAUACAGAGGAGAGGUGUCCAGGCAUUAAAUAGCAGCAUCCUUUAACUUCAAUAAAUUCAGAAACACCUUAAAUCUGA
Molecule: messenger RNA, 8002 nt
Organism: Hemicordylus capensis (graceful crag lizard)
Lineage: Eukaryota; Metazoa; Chordata; Lepidosauria; Squamata; Cordylidae
Gene: SFPQ
Product: splicing factor proline and glutamine rich
Exons: 12
Coding region: 278-2350 (690 amino acids)
Biological process (GO): regulation of DNA-templated transcription
Cellular component (GO): nucleus
Molecular function (GO): RNA binding
Source: RefSeq, a predicted model, not a curated record